This is a messenger RNA of Myripristis murdjan (pinecone soldierfish), 2906 nucleotides long. RefSeq names its product selenoprotein O2 (gene selenoo2). The record is from RefSeq and is a predicted model, not a curated record. The transcript has 10 exons. Lineage: Eukaryota; Metazoa; Chordata; Actinopteri; Holocentriformes; Holocentridae. Bases 35 to 1975 code for a protein of 646 amino acids.
ACCCCGCCCCUCGGUCAGUCCAGUCCCGGUCCCCAUGGAUCCCUGCAGCGGCUCCGUGUCUCUCCCUCUGGAGCGCCUUCCUUUCAACAACACGGCGCUGAGGAGGCUCCCGGUGGAUGACUCCGAGGCCGCGGGGUCCCGCACCGUCCCCGGGGCCUGUUUCUCCCGCAUCCGGACCCUGCAGCCUUUGCUCCGCCCGACCUUUGUGGCCGUGUCCGCUUCGGCUCUGGCCCUGCUGGGGCUGAGCGGCCGGGAGGUGCUGAGCGCCCCGCUGGGUCCGGACUACCUGAGCGGCUCCAGGCUGCUGCCGGGCUCCGAGCCCGCGGCGCACUGCUACAGCGGCCACCAGUUCGGCCUGUUCGCCGGGCAGCUGGGGGACGGAGCUGCGCUUUACCUCGGGGAGGUGGAGGGGCCCGGCGGCCAGGGCCGGUGGGAAAUUCAGGUGAAAGGCGCGGGAGUCACACCUUACUCCAGAGACGGCGAUGGGAGGAAGGUGCUUCGCUCCAGCAUCAGAGAGUUCCUGUGCAGCGAGGCCAUGGCCGCCCUGGGGAUCCCCAGCACCCGCGCCGCCGCCCUCGUGACCUCCGACCUCUACGUCACCAGAGACCCGCUCAACAACGGCCGGCGUGUCCGUGAACGCUGCUCCACGGUGCUGCGGGUCGCCCCGUCCUUCAUCAGGUUUGGAUCUUUUGAGAUCUUCCUGGGCCGGGACGAGUUCUCGGGCCUGCAGGGUCCCAGCGCAGGACGCCACGACGUCCGCGCCCAGCUGCUGGACUACGUGAUCGAGAGUUUCUACCCUUCAAUACAGCGACGGCACAGCAACCGCAAAGAGAGGAACACAGCUUUUUUUAGAGAAGUGGCGAUGCGAACGGCCAAGCUGGUGGCCCAGUGGCAAAGUGUCGGGUUUUGUCACGGUGUCUUAAACACGGACAACAUGAGCAUCCUGGGUCUGACUUUGGACUACGGCCCCUUUGGCUUCAUGGACAGAUUUGAUCCAGACUUCGUUUGCAACGCCUCGGACAGAAGGGGGCGCUACUCGUACCGAGCCCAGCCGUCUGUGUGCCGCUGGAACCUGGCCCGUCUGGCGGAGGCGCUGGGCUCGGAGCUCCACGGGGCCGAGGCAGGGGCCGUCCUCGACGACUUCAUGCCCGCGUAUGAGGCCUUCUACCUGGGCAACAUGAGGAGGAAACUGGGCCUCCUGAGGAGAGAGGAGGCAGAGGACGGCGAGCUGGUGUCAGACCUGCUGCGCCUCAUGCACAACACCGGCGCAGAUUUUACAAACACCUUCCGGCUCUUGAGUCGCGUUCCCUGGCCUGCAGAGGGCGACAGAGAGCGGAGUGCAGUCGGGGCGGUGGUGGAUGCCAUCCUGGACCAGUGUGCUGAUAUUGAGGAGCUGAAGCGUUUUGGAGAAAAAGCUUACCAAGACAAUAUUGAACUGGCCAUGAUCCUGUCCAUGGCGCAGACCAACCCGGUCAUGUUUGGCAUGGUGGCGGACCGGCCGGAGGUGAGCCAGCAGCUGGAGAGGAUGGGCCGGCUGAAGGAGCUGCUGGCCACCGACCAGGCUGAGCUGAGAGAGAAGCAGCGCGACGACUGGAUUCACUGGGUUGGCAGAUACAGGAGUCGCUUGGCCAGGGAGUGCGACGGAGCGUCCGACCCGUGUGCCGUCCGAGAGGCGAGGCUCAGCGCCAUGAACAGCACCAACCCUCGUGUCGUCCUGCGCAACUACAUCGCCCAGAAUGCAAUACAGGCUGCCGAGCGAGGAGACUUCUCUGAGGUCCACAGGAUCCUCGAGGUUUUGGAGAAUCCGUACUCUGACGCACCUGGAGCAGAGCCGCAGGAUGGAUCUGAUGGACGCAGCAGCGAAAAUCAGAAGGACAGGGAACCGAAAUGUGAAGGAGAGACGGAUUAUAAACAGCUGACCGUCGGCUACGGCAGCAAACCGCCUGCCUGGGCACGAGGUAUUUGCGUCACCUGAUCUUCAUAGAGCCUCCCAGACCACAGAGGGAGAGAGACGGGUCAGUUCUCCGCUGACGGACCACAGGCUCGGGACUCAGGGGAGAAACCAGAUCACUGCUACCUCGGUGUGUGAAUGGAAAUGACUGAUUUCUCACCGGAGCUGCUGCAUGUCUCUCUCCUGCUGGUUGGUUAACGCCAAGGGAGAAUAUUAUGUAAUCCAGUGGUUUCCUUUGCCAUCAGCAUAAGCAUGGAUUUUUGAGUGUGUGAAUGUGUGUGUGAGUGCAUGCUUUAAUUGCAGUUUUUCACAGUCUUAAAGGAAUGGUGCAACGUUUUGGGCAAAAUACUCCUUUCCCAAUUUCCCCAGACUGAGACAAGAUGUUGGAUACCAUUUUCACCUCUGUGCGUCCAGUGGUUCAGUUCCUAGGGACAGCAUUUUGUUAGCUUAGCAUAAAGACUUGAAGUCUAUGGGAUUUGUUAGCCUAGCUCUGUCAAAGAGGAAAAAAUAAACCUUACCGCCACUCCAAAGCUGUGUUAUUACACAAUGUAUAUUUCUUGGAAUUUUAAACAAGAAGAGUUGUUUUAGGUGAAGUUGGAUGUGGAACUAUAACCGCUCAACACAGUUAACUUUUAACUUAUCCUUUAACUUUUCCCAAAAUAUCGUUUUUUAAAUUCCAAGAUGUGUAUUUCAAAUAUACAUGAUCCACUGUGUAAAUAAGACAGAAAUGGUAGGCCUAUCCAACAUCUUGUCUCAGGCUGGGCAAGUCGGAAAAAAAGGGUGUUUUGCCAAAAACGAUGAGGUCUUCCUUCAAACAGCAGUGUGACAGCAUCAGAAUUAAAACCAGAAUUUACUAUUUGAGAGGAAUUGGCCUUUGUGAUGUUGAUGCGGGAACACAUCAACAAUUCACAAAACUACAUUCUGCACGGCAGGACCUCAUAUUCAGAACAAUGCA